AUUUGGGGUCAGCGCUGAAUCUUGAGGUAUCCAGAAACUCAGAUUUCACUUAAUAUUAACUUUUUCAGAUAGGACAAUCUGUACCUCUUUAGUACUUUUAGUUCUAUUUUCUUAAAUUUUUACUCUGACAACACGAAUUAUUUGUCAAAAUAGAAAAUGUCUGAAUCUGAACAGUCAGACAAAAGUCAUAAAAGUCUGCAAAAAUAACAACAAUUCAAAAAACUUCUGUUCGAGCGCUACAACAGCUGGAACUGUUUACUAUGUAUUCAUUAUAAUUAUAAUACAAAAACCAAUGAAAUGGAGAUUGCACACAAAUUCAUUUGUAUUUACAGCACUACACAGUUAUUGAUUAAUUUUCAUGAAAUCUGAUCAGACCAUGAGUAAUUUUCAGCUACUAUUUUCAUUGUACCAAACUUGAUCUUCUAGGUAUGUGAUUAAUAGUGCUUAUUGUGAUAUACUUUAAUAUCGCCAUGGGAUCUUCAUUUGAGGAAAGUUUAUAUCGCGCAGUAUUAGCCGAAGAUAUGGAGGCAAUUUCCCGAGCGCUUUCCAAAGGUGCUAAUCCUAAUACAAUUACUGUACAAGGUAAAACCAGUUUGGGUGAAGCUGCAAAUAACGGAAAUAUUGAUAUUGUAAAGGUAUUACUAAAAGCUAGCGACUCUAAGCGACAUGUGCCUGUACCAUAUGUGGGGUCUCCUAAAAAGAGACAAGUGAAGUGCCAUAAACGCAAGUUGAGACAUCAUGGGCCUCAUGAUGAAACUGUUGUUAAAUGUAAAAGCAUGAAUGAUAGAAAUUUUAAAGAUUUGAAUUUUGGACAAGAGACUAAGGUGAAAGGUGGUCAAAAGUCUGAGACCAAUCAAGGAUACUUUGUGUUUACACACAGUGAUGGGUCCAGUAGUGACGAGAGUAAGAUUGGGAGUUUGAAAUCUCCUUUGACUCCUUCACCUUUAACACCCUCCCCACAAGAUCUAGAAUGGGAUGAAGACAUAGGAAAUGUUGCACCAACUACUAGUGAAGAUGAAUCCUGGACGUCUAUGUAUAAAUGGUAUGCUGCUAUACUGGAGUCAACAGGGGCAGCUAUUGCUUCAGCCUCAGCUAUGUUCACUGCGGGAAUUGAUCAGCAUGAUGCAUUUAUGCACACUCCACUACAUUAUGCUGCAGAACAGGGUCAUGUUGGUGUUGUUAAAUUGUUGAUAGAAGCAGGUUGUAAAAUAGAUGCUGAGACUGGAGAUGGUGUGACAGCUUUACAUGUUGCAGUUAUCAAAAAUUAUAUUGAUAUUGUGAAGAUACUUAUAAAUUCUGGAAGCAAUGUCAACCACAAAACCUAUGAUAGUAUGACACCUUUGCAUUUUGCAGCGUCAAGAGGUUUCUUAGAUCUGGUAAAAAUUCUAGUCAGUAAUGGUGCAAGUUUAGAAGCAAGAGAUUCAAAUGAGAGGACAGCUUUGUAUAUAGCUGCUGGUCGUGGGCAUAUGGAUGUGAUGAAAUAUCUGAUAGAUGCAGGUGCUAAUGUGAACAGCGAAGAGAUACAUGGAUAUACGCCUCUUUGUGAAGCUGUAUGGCAAAAGUAUGCUGUUGGUGUAGAACUUUUAUUGUUAUCUGGUGCUAGAAUCACUCACUCUCAUAGGCUGUUACAUAAUGCAAUAAUUCAAAGACAGAUGGAAAUAGUAAAAAUGCUUACUGCUUAUGGUGCCGGGAUAAACUUGUAUAAUGACAAUGGAGACACGCCACUGCUUUUAGCGGUACGACUAUCUCAGCCCGCAAUCGCUAAAAUAUUAUUAUGUAAAGGUGCAAACGCUAACUUGUUAAACAGUAUAACAGGUGCCAAUGCAUUACAUAUAGCUGUUGAAAGUGUGGAUUCCCAUGAAGAUUUCGAGGAAUUGUUGAAAUGUUUAAUAGACUACAAGAUUGAUUUGAAUGCCACAGCUCUUACUGGCGAUACUGCUUUAAACAGAGCUCUGUUAUUACACAAAGAUCCUGCAGCUGUUCUACUUAUUCGGUAUGGCGCAGACGUGAAUGCCUGUGAUCUACAUGCUUGUGGUCUAGACAAUUUAUCCAUAGCAAGUAGAAGAAGAUCGAAUAGCUUAGCAUUGAUGUUAUUGAAGGCAGGUCAUUAUAUUGUGAUGCCAGAUAAAGAUACAUCAACUUCAGCAUCUGAUUAUACAAAGUGUUGGUUGUAUAAUGUUUGUAGGGAACCACUUACUCUUUCAGAUCUCUGUAGAAUUAGAAUUAGAUACUUAGGCCAAAGUACAUCCACAACAUUGUACCGCUUUAUAUCUUCAUUGCCCCUUCCAAAGAGUUUAAAAAGAUAUCUUAUGAUGGAAGAUGAAGGUACAGAAUACUUUAACUUUACUGAAUAAACAAGGGUAAGGGUCGUUAUUAUUACUGCAUUCCUAGCAUGUCACCAGCAGACAAUCAAUUUGUUUAUGACAUGGUGGAAAAUCAUAUAGUAAGCAGUUGGUUUGGUCUGUCUUAUAAAAAGUUAGAGGAAAAAGAAUAAUUAUCUAUAUGCAUUUUUAUUUAGUAAAAUUACACAGUAGUACAAAGGUGUACUUAGGGUAAAAUACAAAAUAUUUAUUGAUUAGAAUAACUAUACUUAAUGUGACACAAUAUGUUUGUCCAUAAAAUCUUCAAAAUGAGUUGCAAUUGUUUAAAACAUCUAGUAGUAAGAGCUAAUGCUUGUUUUUUAAAAACACAUGCAAUAAUAUAUAGGGAAUGAGCUGCAAAUUUAUGUACUUAUAAACCAAUCUAAGUAUAUGGUUUUAAGUUGUGAUAUUUAUUUUUUAUUAGUAUAACAUAGUUGUGUUGAGUAUUAUGUCAAGGAAAUUAUGUGGGUACAGCACUAUGUAUACUUGAUCUGCAGCUCAUUUCCUUUUCAAAAAUUGUGACAUUGUUCAAAUAACGUGAAUUGUUUGAAGUAAGAAUCUAGUCCUAAACUAAGACAUGUAUUAAUACAAUUAGUAAUAAAAUAAAUGAUAUGAAUUCUGAUAAUUAUAAUACAUAGAAUAAGGCAACACUAGGUUGCUUUUAAGCCUACAUAUACACAGGGUGAGUAAAUUGUAACAUACCUAUUCUGUUGUUAAUACAAUGUACAUACAUACGAAA
Messenger RNA from Spodoptera frugiperda (fall armyworm), 3099 nucleotides. RefSeq names its product ankyrin-1. The coding region runs from base 471 to 2354 and encodes 627 amino acids. Gene Ontology annotation, biological process: intracellular signal transduction. NCBI's taxonomy places the organism in Eukaryota, Metazoa, Arthropoda, Insecta, Lepidoptera, Noctuidae. Gene Ontology annotation, cellular component: cytoplasm. The record is from RefSeq and is a predicted model, not a curated record. The transcript has 9 exons. Gene Ontology annotation, molecular function: protein binding.